Molecule: messenger RNA, 6852 nt
Organism: Larimichthys crocea (large yellow croaker)
Lineage: Eukaryota; Metazoa; Chordata; Actinopteri; Sciaenidae
Gene: kmt2e
Product: lysine (K)-specific methyltransferase 2E
Exons: 25
Coding region: 484-5541 (1685 amino acids)
Biological process (GO): regulation of DNA-templated transcription
Cellular component (GO): Set3 complex; Rpd3L-Expanded complex
Source: RefSeq, a predicted model, not a curated record
GAAGGGGGGGCUCGCGGGGGGGGGAGGCGGAGUCUCGGCAGACCUGGCAGGGCCGCCAUUUUUUCAGACUGGUUUGAGGGGAUCUAAUUUCUGAAAGUCGCCGUUGACUAGGACACAGUUUUAACGGUUUCCCACUAAUUUCCAGUCAAAUUCGUGCCACCGCGUACAACAAGAGGCAAGGCGUUUUUCAACGAGAGCGGACUCUCCAGAGGACACCGUUAAACACAGACGUUUUAAAGCUUUGCCAGGGAUCCGCAGUGUGUGGACAGAAGUAUUGUUUUGGUUGUGGAAGCUGUGUUGAAAAGCGACGGGGGUCUCACCCAGGUCCCCUUAUUCGCUAUUCAGCUCCUCCAGAGUGGACAUAAAACGGCCUUGUGGAUGCACUUAGAUGUCUGCAAUGACUGCUGUGGCUGGCAUGCCUCAGUGUUUUGGACUCCCAUUCUCUGGACUCAGUAGGACAAGAACUGAUCAGCAGAGAACAUCAUGAGCAUAGUCAUCCCAGUAGGGGUGGACACAGCAGACACCUCAUACCUGGACAUGGCUGCGGGCUCAGACAGACCAGAAUCGGUGGAGGCCAGCCCUGUGGUGGUGGAAAAGUCCAGCUACCCACACCAGAUCUACAGCAGCAGUUCUCACCAUUCCCACAGUUACAUUGGCCUGCCUUACGCUGACCAUAACUAUGGGGCGCGGCCCCCACCUACACCACCAGCCUCCCCUCCCCCCUCCAUGUUGAUCCGACAAGGAGAGGGGGGGUUGUUUGUUCCAGGGGGCCAGGACGAAGCAUCAAGGGGCACGACGCUCAGCACCUCAGAGGAUGGCAGCUACGGGGCUGACAUCACCCGCUGCAUCUGUGGCUUCACCCACGAUGACGGCUACAUGAUCUGCUGUGAUAAGUGCAGUGCCUGGCAGCAUAUAGACUGCAUGGGCAUCGACAGGCAGAACAUUCCUGAGACCUACCUGUGUGAACGCUGCCAACCACGACACCUGGAUCGAGAGAGGGCCAUCCUGCUGCAGACCAGGAAACGGGAAUGUUUGUCUGAUGGGGACACGAGUGCUACAGAGAGUGGAGAUGAGGUGCCGCUAGAGCUCUACUCCACCUUCCAACACACGCCUACCACCAUCACCCUGACUACCGCGCGCCUUGGCAAUAAGCAGGCUGAUAAGAAACGCAAAAAGAGCGGUGAUAAAGAGCCUCCAGCGUCUUCUGCCCGAGCAAAGAAGGCCUUCCGAGAAGGGUCCAGAAAGUCCUCCAGAGUAAAGGGUGCAGCGCCAGAGCAGGAGCCAACAGAGUCCCUGUGGGAGAACAAGAUCAAGACGUGGAUGGAGCGUUAUGAGGAGGCCAGCAGCAAUCAGUACAGCGAGGAUGUCCAGGUCCUGUUGCGUGUCAAAGAACAAGGCGAUGGCAAGAGCCUGGCGUACAACACGCACCCUGCCUCUUUCAAACCCCCUGUGGAGAGUCAAGUUCAGAAGAACAAGAAGAUCCUCAAAGCGGUGCGAGACUUGGCCCCAGACUCCCUCAUCAUUGAGUACAGGGGCAAGUUCAUGCUCAGACAGCAGUUUGAGGCCAACGGAUACUUCUUUAAGAGGCCAUACCCAUUUGUGUUAUUUUAUUCUAAAUUUGACGGACUGGAGAUGUGCGUGGACGCUCGUAGCUUCGGCAACGAAGCGCGCUUCAUCCGUCGCUCCUGCACCCCUAAUUCUGAAGUGCGGCACGUCAUUGAGGACGGCAUGCUGCAUUUAUACAUCUACUCAUUGAGGCCGAUCACCAAGGGCACAGAGAUCACCAUCGGUUUUGAUUUUGACUAUGGCAGCUGUAAAUACAAGGUGGACUGUGCCUGCGUGAAGGGGAAUCAGGAGUGCCCGGUGCUCAAGCACAACCUCGAACCCACAGAGAACCUGGUCGGCCGGCGCAGAGGGAGUCGUAAGGACAAGGAGACGGUUCGAGACGACCUGGGCCAGAACCAGAACAUGGGUCUGGACGGCGAGGGGAAGGGCAAGAGCGUGGGCGACGGCAAACAGAGGAAGCUCUCUCCUCUUCGCCUCUCUAUCUCAAACAACCAGGAUCCUGAGUUAUAUGAGGAUCUAGAAGACAAAACCUCCGUUAGCAAUGAAGUAGAGAUGGAGUCAGAGGAGCAGAUUGCAGAGAGGAGGAGGAAGAUGGCCAACCCAGCGGAGCAGUCCCAUCUCCCUGUCGGGGCGGCUUCCAGCUGGAAAGAACUGAAACACAAGGAGGUAAACUUUACUCCACCCAUCUACCAGCCUCCCCACCACCACCUCUCCCCCAAAUCUCCCAGAGAGACACGAGAGGAGAGGAAGAUGGAGGCCAUCCUGCAAGCGUUUGCCCGAAUGGAGAAGAGAGAGAAGCGAAGGGAGCAGGCGCUGGAAAGAAUCGGUAGCAUCAAGUCGGAGGUCGGGGGACGCAGUGACAUCAAGGAGGAGCCUCCAGCCACGCCAGAGACGGCAGAUUCUCCAGCUGUUAUGCAGCCGCUCCUGGAGGUGAAAGAGGAGCCAGGAUUAAAGCCGGCCAAGGUCAAAGGCUCGAGGAACAGGAAAAGUUUCUCAAGGAACCGCACGCACAUUGGCCAACAGCGCCGGAGAGCUCGCACCAUCAGCACCUGCUCUGACCUGCAGCCUGGCUCUCCAAUUGAAUCUGUGGAGCCUCUGAGCAACGAAGCCCCCGAAGGAGAGACACCCACCGCACCAGAGCCGGAGGCAAUCUCUUCCCAAGCACCAGACACCAGCCCUCCGCACAGCAGCUCACCUGCACCUGACAGAAACCGCACCGGGAGCAAGAACUUCAAAACUAAAAAGCACUUUGUGAGUGAGUGGGUGGGAGAGAAGCAGCAGGACCGUGGUGCAGUACGAACCCCAGAGCCGGCCCCCGAGAGGCCGCUGAGAAUAAGCAGUGACCCCGAAGUACUCGCCACACAGCUGAACGCCCUCCCAGGCAUGGCCUGCUCUCCACAGGUCUACAGCACGCCCAAACACUACGUCCGCUUCUCGUCCCCUUUCCUGGCGAACCGCAGUCCGACAACUCCCGGAGUCCCCACUGGGAGACGGCGUUCCAGAGAACUGCCAGAAACGCCGCCAACCACCGGCUCCUGCAAGAAGCGAUGGUUGAAGCAGGCCCUUGAGGAAGAGGGAUCCACCAGCCCAGCCAGACGACCAAGCCUCCUCAUGCCCUGUGAGGGUCCUCUUAGCCCCUCAAUCAACGGAGACUCUGACAGCCCUCUUCCCUACAAUGGCACCUGCUCGCUACCUGAGUUGCCCACGCCUUUGAAAAAGCGCCGGUUGAGUCCAUUAGAUGCCUGUAUGUCUGAGAGCUCCACACCCUACGGCUCCCCUUGUGCCACGCCCACCAGGGCAGACCAAUCGGAGACACCCGCAACCCCCAUCUUACUGGCUACCCCACCGCGUCCCAGAACGGAGGAGCCCAGUACAGAGCCCCCGCCCAACACCCCAACGCAGACACUUAACGCCCCUCUGGAGAGUGAAUCCUCUGUGGAGAGCUCCCCAGAGCUCAGCCGGAAACCCAGUGUACAAGAGGCCGAUCGUCCUCCUUCGUUGGUCUCCUCUCCCUGCAUCAGGGCUCCCAGUUCAGACGGACUCCCGGCUGAAGCCAAAGUGUCGGUUCCUGAGAGUCCACAGCCUCCGGUCGCCGACUCUGUGGACUGUGGAGAGGACAGGACCGAUGGUGGGGUUGUAGAAGGCAGUAGUGAGCCUUCCUCGUCCGCAGAAACAUGUGCUUCCUCUUUUCCUGGCUGGAUAAAAAGCCCAGACAGAGGCCCGACUGGACCAGCUGGCCUGAACUUCUCUCCAGUCAACUCAAACCUAAGGGACCUCACCCCCUCACACACUCUGGAGCCCCUGGCGGCUCCCUUCAGGCCCGACGCUGCAGCUGGGGCUGCGGCAGGGUCCACAGCAGGGACCGGGUCAUUGGUUGGCCCUCAAGCCCCCUUCAGUGAAGGCCAGGGGCAGCUGUUUUACCCCUGCUCUGAGGAGGGAGGUUCACUCGGCUUCUCGCGCUCACUGAAUGGGGAUGGCAGCGGUGAAGGAGGAGGAUCAGCGCAGAACCCCCCACAGAAGAAAAAGGUUUCCCUGCUAGAAUACAGGAAACGUCAGCGCGAAGCCCGUCGCAGCGGCUCCAAGACCGAGUGCAGCUCUCCUGUCUCCACAGUGCCACCUCUGACCGUGGACGCCUUCCCCGUCGCGCUGGAGACGACAAGCGAACCUCCACUACCCCCUGCUCCUACAGCUGUCUGCAACGCCAACAACACCAUCGUUGUUAAAGAGCCCCAGACGAGCGAGGAGGCCGAGACGCCCGGAGAGAAAGGCGAGAAGGAAGGAGGAGAAGGACAGUGGACGUCGUCCACUUCUGUAGAGCAGGCCCGAGAACGCAGCUACCACAGAGCUCUGCUGCUCAGCAAAGACAAGGACACGGAUGGUGAGACAGAAGGUGGAGAUACACCUGCACUGAGAGAUUGCCCGUCUCCAAGUCUUCAGAAGACCCCGACUCACACCCCCUGCUCUCCUGGUCCUCUCGCUCAGUCCACCAAUCGGCCACCGAAGGAGGAAGACGGCGACGGGCAGCCGAGCAAGCCUGCGGGACCCAAGUCGGCUCCUCUGACCCCCACAAAGCUGCAUCCCACCCCGUUACCCUCCUCGCCGGUCCACUAUCCGGGACCCUCCCUCCUGCACUCGCCCAAGCCUCAGCCUCAGGGCUCGCCGUACCGCAGCCAGAGGGCGCUGUUCUCCGCUCAGCCUCAAAACCAACCGCAGCCCCAGGCUCAGACUGGCCCAGCUCCUUUCCCCCAGUAUAACACACAGAGUGCUCCACCGCCACCUCCCCCUCCUCCACCAGCACCACCGGCCUCCACGGCGUAUUUUCCCAGCCAGAGCCCCUCGCCUGCUGGACCUUUCCCCGGGUUCAAACCCGCUGUCACACCCCCUUACCCUCCGUGUUCUCAGCCCCUGAUGCAGACUCUUCCCCACAGCGUGCACUAUCAGAGCUCAGCCGCUCCACCGCCGCCGCCUCCUCCGCCCCCGCACCCGAUGCCCGGCCCCACCCUGCUGCACGUCAACCUGCAGCCCCCUCCCAUCCAGCAGCACCAGCUCAUGCUGACCACCGCCCCUCCGCCGCCUCCUCCCCCACAGGGCCAGACCUCACAGCAGCAGCAGCAGCAGCCUCCCGCUGGCAGCUCCCUGCUGUCGCUCACCCCUCCUCCGCCGCCUCCUCCACCUCCUCCAGCCCCCUCGACCAACGCCCCGAUGCAGGCCCACCACUUUCAGAACUUAGGGGGUUUUCAGCCGGCGUUGCUACACCCGGGCGGCGCCGCCACAAACCCUUCAGUGCCCCAAUCCACGUACCCCCCACCCCUUCAGCAGACCGGACUGCCUCCACCUCCCCCUCCUCCUCCCCAACAGACUCAACAAGGCCAGGCUCAGGCCGCCGCCUCCCAGAUGCCUUCUGGGACUCGUGGAGCUCCUGCGUCCUCGACCCCCUUCCACAGCUCGGGGUACCUGAGCACAGGGUGGCACUGACGGCCCCUUCCCCUCAACCACCCACCCAAACCAACCCCACCCACCCAGCAGCAGCCCCUGAGAACUCAGCCUGAGAGGGGCGUGUACCAUAAGCUGUAGAUAUGUUUUCUAUGUACCCGAACACAUGGCCAGUGGAAAAACAGCUGAUUGUGGGAUAAAAGGAUACUUUUUAAAAAAUUGGAAAAAAAAAACAAGGACAGAAAUUUUUUUUUAGAAAAAAAGGACAGUAAUUAAGACAAACUGUAAAAAAAAAUGAAGAUGGACGAUCCCUGCGGUGCUCAUAGCCCUCUCUCUCUCUCUCUCUCUCUCUCUCUCUCUCUCUCUCUCUCUCUCUCUGGCCUCCUUUUUUGUUUUUAUAUAUCCUUCCUGUGAUGGAGAGGAAAACUCUCUGUUCUGUGUCUUGUUUGAACUCCCGUUGUAACGCCCCGCACUUUGUUUAUCAAUGGACAUUCCAGCCUAUACCCUCCCUCCCUCCCUCCUUUCUUUCUUUGUCAGUUAUUCCUCUCCUCUCUCGUCUGUUGUCGGCUCUCUACAAACAUUUAUUUGUUUUAAUCUAGUGGCUCAUUAUAGCAAAGAGAAAAAAAGCUUUUUGUAUAGAGAAAAAAAAACACACAAUUAUUUUUUUUAUUCCUCUGUCUAACAACAAAUAAUCUGUUCACCGCUGCAGAUUCAGAAAAGAAAAAGAGAAAAAGACCCGUUUCUGGGAGCCUGCCUCACCGCCCUGGGAGGCUGCACUCAUGUAUGGAUGUGUGUGUGAAUGCCUGUGUGUGUGUUAAGAGGAGGAAAGUGUGUGAGUGUGUGUGAUGAGUGCUUGUAGUCUUCUAAGGUAGGCAGAGGUCUUGACCCCACAGGUAGGACGUUAGCGGUUUAUUUUUGAAUAUCAAUGGUUAUUUGUAGAAAGUGUAAUUUAAUGUAUAGGUGGUUACUCCAGCUUUCACCAGGAACAGGUUGUAAAUAUUUGCUUCUUUUCUUUUUCUAUGCUUGUACAAUUCGCUCCCAUCCCAUUUUGAAAUAUGGUUGUACAUAUGAACGCUCUUCUUGGCAAAGCUGAAUGUUUCUGUGACUGUAGCAUUAUUUUUAUUUUAUUUUUCCACCCCUCCUCUUCCUCUUCCUCCUCCUCUUCUCUCUGGACUCUUUUGUCUUUUUUUUUUUUUUUUCUAAUUUUUAUUAUUUGUGUGUGUGAGUGUAUGUUUGUGCGGAGGGGAGAGACUCACAGACACUGCACUGGUUGGCUAUUUUCAUGGUUCAUUAUAAUAAAUCACUGUAAUGACAGUUUUAUACAACUUGUCGUGACAUGUGUCUCUGGGAGAA